Messenger RNA from Asterias rubens (European starfish), 2182 nucleotides. Its product is annotated as kappa-type opioid receptor-like. The record is from RefSeq and is a predicted model, not a curated record. Gene Ontology annotation, cellular component: plasma membrane. Gene Ontology annotation, molecular function: G protein-coupled receptor activity. Gene Ontology annotation, biological process: G protein-coupled receptor signaling pathway. The transcript has a single exon. The coding region runs from base 678 to 1487 and encodes 269 amino acids. Lineage: Eukaryota; Metazoa; Echinodermata; Asteroidea; Forcipulatida; Asteriidae.
CCAACUGUGAAGGCUAGUCUUUGACAAUUACCAUUAGUGUCCACUGCCUUUAAGCAAAGUGUGUUCAACUUUUCGGGAGUUUCUAAACUUCUCGGUUCAGUGGAGGACUAUUGUGCUGACUCACUACUACAGUACUUGUAUGUUCAUUUUUAUACAAACACUGCAUUUAAAGGUCACAGUGGUUUCGAAAGCCAAUCCAAUACAUGUGAUCGAUGAAAUUAUAUCUAGACGUGUGUAAAAUGAAGGUUAAAUCUCUAACAAGAAUCAAACCUUAAUUGCAUGAGUGACUUCUACCACUACCUGAGUGCCAAGUAGACAGUGUUAGCCAUUGUAUGCACAUAUACACCAGAUGGAGCCAGUGGGCUUUGAGGCGUUGUACGUAUGUUGCAAGAGGUAACAAUAUUUAUUCAGGUUGCAGUGAUACAAUGUGGACGUGUAUCUACUUUGCUGAGUAAAAUUUGUUCUUUGAAAACUUGAGAACUUUUCUUGAUAUAUUCUUCUGUCGGUGUGAGUAGACUUUGGAGCUCGGGAGAGUACUGUGCCCUACUAUUUAGCCACUGUGGAUGGAACGUGGGAAAUUGGCUUGAACUAUAGUACUUCGCCCUGGUGGAUCGAGGGAACUUCUCGUUGUUAACUUCGCUUUGGCGUAUAGUGAGUUCUAAUUAGUCUGAGUAUGGAUGUUGUGGUUGACCACUCAUAAGGAGCAUCCAGAAAAAAAACCUGUCAAAAUGAACACAAUGGCGAGUAUCUUGCUGGAUGAGAGCACUUCAGAACACGAGCAAAUAUAUAUAUAUGAGGAGGAUGUUAUUAAUUGGGAGUAUUCACAGGUAGACACCAUCUUAAUUACCAUCCUUGUACCGAUUCUCUUGUGCCUCGGAGUGAUCAACAAUUCAGCUUUUUUAUUUGUCAUUUUUCGUGUUCCCAAAAUGAGAUCUGCAACCAAUAUCUGCUUAGCACAUUUGGCCGUGGCUGAUCUUCUGUACCUGUCUGUUACGAGCCUCGUGUUCAACAUUUUGAGUUACACUGCAUCCCCAUCUGUGGCAUUCAUUGCUAUCGCGAAAAGUGAUGCUGCAUGUUUUAUUUUUGAGUUGUUGAAGCGCAUGGGAUACUUUGUAUCCAUUGCUCUGGUGACCACGGUGUCAUUGGAGAGAUAUCUUGCUGUAUGCCAUCCUAUCCAGCAUCUGAAAGUCCGUGGACGGCGUCGAACCAACACAAUGGUCGCUAUCUGUUGGGUGGUGGGGUUGAUGUUUGCAUGCUCAACAACAUUAGGCAUCUCAGCAGUGAAUUACAAGCUGUUUGUCCAGUGGCCUGAGGGUUACCAAGAUUAUCCAAGGGAGGUAUCGGGCUGUCAAGGACUACAUUCAAUGAUAUGGCGUAUCACAUUGCCUCUGGGAGUUGUACCCUGGUUCAUUGCAAUGUUUGCUAAUGUGUUUAUGUAUGUGAAGAUCAUUUAUGCAUUGAACAAGCGCAAGAGUGCUACUUUAUGAAAAGAACCAACAACAAGGCGCAGAAAAGUCUUAACAAGGUUGCUCAAGUUCUGAUCGCCAAUGGAGUUGUAUUCUUCAUCUGUCAAACUCCAUCUGUUGUGAUCGUUAUAACUAGCUAUGUUUUUUACUCGACACCGGGUAAUGCUAGUGAAGGAUUGGAAACUUUGUUAAGGAAUGGACCUUGGUUUUCUGAAAUUCCUCUGUUAAUAAACACCAUAGUCAAUCCACUGAUAUAUGGCACUAUUCAUGCACAAUAUCGAUCUGCAUUCAUUCAAGCGUUUCGAUGCAAUACUGGAUCUAGUCAGCUUCAAUUCGACAAAAACAUUCCCGCAGUCAGUGCCCAUGUGAUGAAGAGAGCACGAAACUUAAAUGAGACGGAGUGUGACGUCACCAGCCUUUGACUACAACAUGAUGUGCCCUGCACGGUUAGACAUAGCAUUGUAGGCACAUGACAACUUCCCUACUGAAUGACUGUUCAAUUUCUUAUCCUCUUUUAAUAGCAUGUAAAGUUUAUAAUCAAACAAACACAAAAAAAUAGGCUUUGCUUCUAGCCCAUGUUUAUAAUUGUAUGCAUAUAUAUGUAUACAUGUCUAUUGUGAUACUGUCUUUGACAAGUUACCAAAACUACAUCUACCGUUAAAGGCAGUGGACAUUAUUGGUAAUUACUCAAAAUAAUUAUCAGCAUAAAACCUUAC